AGAAAUCUUGAACGAACAAAAACUAUUUUUAGAAACAAUGAAAAUAAUACUUUAGAUAAACUUGAUGUUAAUAUAGCCAGUAAUUUGGUUUCAUAUUUAACGAAAAAUGAUGAUUCUACCUUGACUAAAUCACGAGAAAAUAGAUGGAAAUCAAAUAAAAAGACUGAUAAUAACACAAAAGAUCAUCCACGUGCUGAUAACUCUGCUUUUUUACCGUUACAAAUCGGAUCUUUCGUAAUAGCUAAAUUUGACAAUACAUUUUGUGUUGCUCAAAUCAUUGCCAUGUAUGAACAAAAGUCCUUGAUGCAUUCAUAUACUGAUACUCCUGUUUCAGAUCUCAAAUCUCUUUCUUAUGUAUCUAUGAAAAUUUUCUUUCAUGUUAAUGGUGCAAUUUUUUCAGAGAUUCGGGAUCAUCAUUUUUUAAUUUUUUCUCAUACUAAAGCUUCUCAUAUUAUUCAUCAUUUGGUAUUAAAAGAUGUUAUUAUUAGUGAAGAAGCAUUAAUUCUUAAAGGACAAGCAAAGGAAUAUUUUAAUGCACUCCUUAAAAUAAAUCAAGAAAUUCUUUUGACAGAAAAUUAUACGACUGUUGGAAGAAGAGCAAGGAACAUUACACGCGUUACACUUGCUGAUAUUGCUAAAAUGAAAAAAGAAAGAAAAAUAGAAGAAAGGGAGGAAAGAGAAAAGGCGAAGAAAAGUGGAAGGGGAAGGGGAAGGGGAAGGGGAAGGGGAAGGGGAAGGGGGAGAGGAAGGGGGAGAGGAAGGGAAAGAGGAAGAGGAAGUGGUGAUGAAGAAGCAACUACAUAA
This is a messenger RNA of Rhizophagus irregularis DAOM 181602=DAOM 197198, 804 nucleotides long. Lineage: Eukaryota; Fungi; Glomeromycota; Glomeromycetes; Glomerales; Glomeraceae. The record is from RefSeq and is a predicted model, not a curated record.